GAGACCAUCUUUUUUUCUACAUCUGAUGUGAUAGCAAUUAUGUUUCAUUCAGGAUGCAGCCACAGAACUGCCACCCACACAUCUGACAGGUCAGAUUUCCUGAGUCAGCAUCAAUGGGGAAUCAAACCAAAGUGAAUAAAUUUAUUCUCCUGGGACUUUCCAGUGACUCACAGAUGCAGAUUUUCCUAUUCCUGGUGUUUAUAGUUAUUUACCUAAUCAUGCUUGUAGCGAACGUGGUGAUCAUACAGAUAAGGGCUGAUCCUCACCUUCACACCCUUCCUGUCUCAUUUAUCCUUUGUUGACAUCUGCUAUUCCUCAGCCAUUGUCCCUAAGAUGUUGGUGAAUUUCCUAGCAGAGCACAAAACCAUUUCUGCUGAUGGCUGCUUUGUCCAGAUAUUCUUCAUUUUCCUGCCUGCUGGUGCUGACAUUUUUAUUCUCUCAGCAAUGGCGUAUGACUGCUACACUGCCAUUUGUGACCCAUUGUGUUACAUGGAGACCAUUAGCAAAGGGAUCUGUGUUCUGCUAGUGAGUGGGGCAUGGGCAAUAGGCUUCAUAAAUUCCUUGCUUAACAGAGGUUUAGCCCUCAGGUUGCACUUCUGUGGCCAGAGUCAAAUCAGCCAUUUCAGCUGUGAGCUCCCUCCCCUAUUGCAUCUGUCCUGCACUGAUGCCUUCACCAAUCAAGUGGUGCUUCUCACUUCUGUUGUUAUACUUGGAUCAAGCUCCUUUCCCUUCACCCUGAUCUCCUACAUUCACAUCAUCGCCACCAUCCUGAGGAUACACUCUGCAGAGGGCAUGUGUAAAGCCUUCUCCACCUGCAGCUCCCCCCUGAUUGUGGUUGGUUUAUGGUACCCAACAGGUUCUGUCCAGAACACAAAACCCAGCUCAGUCUCUUCCGUGGUUGUGGAUUAAAUGUUUUCUCUCCAGUACAACAUCUU
This is a messenger RNA of Dermochelys coriacea (leatherback sea turtle), 935 nucleotides long. RefSeq names its product olfactory receptor 5V1-like. The transcript has 2 exons. The coding region runs from base 334 to 909 and encodes 191 amino acids. Gene Ontology annotation, molecular function: olfactory receptor activity. Gene Ontology annotation, biological process: G protein-coupled receptor signaling pathway. Gene Ontology annotation, cellular component: membrane. Lineage: Eukaryota; Metazoa; Chordata; Testudines; Dermochelyidae. The record is from RefSeq and is a predicted model, not a curated record.